Molecule: messenger RNA, 1380 nt
Organism: Alternaria rosae
Lineage: Eukaryota; Fungi; Ascomycota; Dothideomycetes; Pleosporales; Pleosporaceae
Product: HAD-like domain-containing protein
Exons: 5
Coding region: 233-955 (240 amino acids)
Molecular function (GO): beta-phosphoglucomutase activity; sugar-phosphatase activity
Source: RefSeq, a predicted model, not a curated record
UCGCGGCUAUGUGUCCAGCGUCGCGACUAGCAUCUUUAAGCUGCCACUAUGAUGAUUGGCUGCAUCAUCGGUAGAUGUCGGAUCCAAUUCCAAAUCGAGUUAGCUCGAUAAUGCAUUCUCUUUCUACCAGAUGUCCUAUCUACAACAGUCCGCUCGGAUACUUCACUAUAUCAUUGCGACAUCUUGACCUUGUUAACUGACAACCAGCUCAUCGCAUAUCUAACUUCAAAUUAUGACUGUAUCGGAGCCUUCCUUCACGGCCCCUGCCAAAACAAUCCCCUUCCAUGGCUUGCUCUUCGAUAUGGAUGGGACUAUCAUCGACUCCACAGAGGCCAUAGUGAAGCAUUGGCACAAGAUUGGGAAGGAGAUCGGUGUCGAUCCUAAUGUCAUCCUCGCUUCAUCACAUGGUCGAAGAUCGAUAGAUGUCCUUAGGAUCUAUGAGCCAAAGCUCGCAAAUGAGGAGUAUAUCUCUCAAGCAGAGGGGUUGAUUCCGAAGGAAUUCGGGCAAGACGCCAUUGAGAUUCCCGGUUCACGAGCUUUGUUGGACAAGCUCGAAGAGCACCUUGUUCCAUGGUCCAUCGUUACCUCGGGCACGCGACCUCUUGUGCAAGGCUGGCUCGAUGUCAUGAAGCUGGCGCACCCCAAGAAUCUCGUAACGGCAGAAGAUGUGCCCAACGGCAAGCCAGACCCUGCACCCUACCAGAUGGGUGCAAAGAAGCUGGGACUCCAAGAAAACAAAUCUUCCAUCAUUGUCUUCGAAGAUGCGCCUGCAGGCGUCAAGUCUGGGAAGGCAGCAGGGUUCGUCGUGGUGGGACUUUACACCACACAUACGCUAGAACAGCUGAUAGAAGCUGGCGCAGAUUACAUUGUCAAGGACAUGCGCAGUGUCACGCUGACAUCAUGGGACAAAGCAACAGGGCAAGGAGACAUACAGGUCGCAGAUGCCUUAGUCUAAGCGAAGAGAAUCAACACCGACUGUUACCUUACUCGUCUUUGUGUGGGCGAUUCAGUAUUUUGCCAGGAUCGUGAGCCUGCUUACUCGACAUUUUUCAGGUCUACUGCAAGCUCAGUUUACAUCGGUGACUGGGCUGCAGUCAGACGGUUGAAGCUUACGAUAAGCCGUAGAUUGGAUGGAAGAUGAGGUCGAAGACCGAUUGUGCGGCGGAGCAACAAUGUUUGGAGGUUGAAAUGUACUUCAUGCGUGCACAGCCUCGCGACCCUUAAACAGCAUGCAGGAGUGUCGCUUGGAGUGCUAGCCUUGUUCGACUCGCCGUAUCAUCCUCCCUGUACGGGAGUCACGGAAUGCAGCGCGUCGCAUGAAAUACUCCAUUUCGAGCAGUCUGCGCCCCAUCGAACUGUUUUCUGGAAAGACGAUGGCAC